AUGAUCGACUUCCUCGACAAAACCGCUAGCGAAUUUGCGCAGCACAUUUGCCACCUCUACCAUGGUCCCUUCGUCAAAAUCAAACUCAAGGCCGACACCGAAUACACAGUCUCCAAGCCGCUCCUCUGCAAAGAAUCCCCGUAUUUUGCCGCAAUGUUCGAAAGCAACUUCAUUGAGGGACAGACGCAGACCGUAGAGAUGGAGGAGAUCGAAGGUGUCAUCUCAGCACGAAGCUUCCCGGCGUUCCUGCAAUGGCUAUACCACCGCCGCAUCCGGUUUGAUACGGUCGAGCCCGAAGCGCUGAUCACCGCCGCCAUCGAACUCUCCCGAUGGGUAGAUAUGUUCAAUGUUGACGAACUGGAGACCGAGAUGGCGGACUACAUUGCACGGGUGCUUCUUGCGAACCCGAAACCUCCCACGGAGGAGUCCCCAGACAUGGAUGUGAACACCUACGUGCUUACUGAACAGCACGUCCGUUCGGCGGGCUGUUUGCCUCAAGGCCAUCGAGUGCGUUUGGUGAUAGCUCAGGCGUCAGUUGAAGGAUUUUUUGAAGGAGAAUAUUAA
Penicillium brasilianum is the source of this 564-nucleotide messenger RNA. Lineage: Eukaryota; Fungi; Ascomycota; Eurotiomycetes; Eurotiales; Aspergillaceae. The record is from the annotation of a GenBank genome assembly.